AGAAAGUUGACACCUCUAUACUUCAGCAGUAAGCCAAACAGGAAGAGGUUGGUAGUUAUAAUAAACUGCAUAUCGGUGUGAUGAUCUGUCAGCAAGACAACAUGGAGGUUACGCUUUCCUGCAUUAGAUUGUUGAUAAAUACCUGGCUGCUGCUGGUGAUUUGGGAUAGUUGUGAUGCUCAAACAACUUUUCCUCAUGUUGUUCCAAACACUUCUCAGCACUAUGAAUACAGCACAGUGUCUUUUGACUGUAAGGGGUUUGAUGGGUCUCUUGGAUGGAAACUAAUGAGGAAAGCAGCAGAUGUUGAUACAGCGUGUGGGACUAGCUGGGGAGUUUUCAGUGGGUCCAUUUGCAUCUUCAGAAAUGUUUAUAUCGAAGACAGCGGACAGUACUGGUGUGAGAGUGGAGACGGAAAGAAAAGCAGCCCUGUCAACAUCACCAUUGCACCUGGUCCUGUGAUCCUGGAAAGUCCUUUAUUUCCUGUGAUGGAGGGAAACACUGUGAGUCUGCACUGUAAAAACGGGACAGAUUUCACCAAAGCCUCCACUUCCAUAACCUUCUAUAAAAAUGGGAUCUUUAUCAAGAGCAUCUCCACCAGCACUUUGAUCAUCCACAAUAUUAACAAGUCUCAUGAAGGACUCUACAAGUGCAACAUCUCAGGAGCUGGAGAAUCACCUGAGAGCUGGCUGGCUGUCAGAAGCAGAGACAACACAGACAAUGACAUGGUGACUCUCCUAUGUUAUGAUCAACUCCCUGUUCUUCUCUACUUCCUGCUAAGGACUGUUGGCACCAUUUUAUGGGUCACUCUGCUGCUGGUGGUGUUAAGAAAACGUCAGCCUUGGAAUGACCAUCAUAUAUAGAAAAUGUGCACAAUUGUAAGCAACAAAAUUGCAAAAAUGCAUUUGCAUUUUCUAUAUUAUGAUAGAAUAUAUAUAUAUGUGUGUGUGCGUGUGUGUGUGUGUGUGUAUACAUAUAUAUACAUAUAUACAUUAUAAUAGAAGCCUUUAAAAAUAUUUUCUAUGGAUAAGUGACAAAUAAAAGCCAAUCUCUAGUUUUGCAACAGAGACAUGAGGCAUUGUUAUUACUACAUGUUACUUUAAUUUAAAUUCGAAUGCACUUUAGACAGACUGUUCUGUCUACCACUGGUAAACAGAGCAGUCACCCGAGACUGCAAGACCAUACUGACGAGUCUGUGCACCGCCUGGAGUGACUGCCAGAAAGCCUAUGACUCGAUGCCCCACACUUGGAUCCUAGAUCAACAGGACCCUAAGAGCCUUCAUCAGGAACUCUGUGGGGAACAACACUAGAGGCCAACUUUAAGCCAAUAGCAUAAGUUGCCAUCAAGUGCAGGAUCUGCCAAGGAGAUGCUCUGUCCUCACUCAAGGAGCAAGAGGAGGAGCCAUCAUGGAAGGGUAAAAACGAGGUGGCGAGAGGGGAAUUUUUUGAAUAGAUAUAGAUAGAUAGUUUUAUCACCACCUAACCUGUUUAGAUAUUCAGAUAUUUUGUCAUGGACCUGUUUUAAAAAACCCAAAACAAAGACAAAAAACACACAUUAUCUGUGUAAUAUUACUAUGUAUUUUGGGCAUAGAAGAAGAUCAGUCAUGUAUAUUAAUUAUUUUACGUGCCACAAUCUCAUGAGUUUAAAUGUCUUUUAAUCUUCUCCGUGUUUAAGUCUGUGAUACAACCACAGUGUCUCCAAAGUUCUGUCUACAGAGUCUACAAGUUUGCAGAGAGCUCAGUGACUGUGGUCAUGAAAGGAAGAACAAAUAUAUUAUUCAGUUACUUCUUUCUGACUUAUUAAUUUUUUUUUAUCAUGUGGAUUAAAUGCCAUGUGUGUCAUUUGGACUAGAAGUGGAUGUAAGAUGGACUCCACUAAAUCUGUGUUUCUUAACUGUAUUAUUAUAUAUUAUAUUAUUAGAAACCCCAUAGAAAUUCUAGUGUUAGUUUAUGUGUCAUAUAUCUUGAGCUGAAUUUAAUUUGAAUGUCGUGUGUAGGUUUCAGAAAUGCCCAGUGGUUAAUGGAAUGUGUUAAUGGGAUUGCAGUGUAUAAAAACAGUGUGUUAUCAUUUUGAUAGUGAACUGCAGUGAAUUUAUUUAAGAAGCCGACCCAGCUGUGAUUUGUCUGAUUUGUGGCUGUGGCAGCUGACCUACAUUCAUGUUCGAUAAAUUUAGGUCAGCUGCCAGUAACUCACAUUAUGAAUCUGCACAGAAACAAAAUCCCCUGAUUUAUUUAUUGUGUUUUUUUAAGAUAUCUCUAAAAAUGUAAUUUACAUUUUUAAAGUAGUGUAUUUUGUUAGAUUAUUGGUGUUUAUCGUUGGUAUUUAACUAAAGUUCCUCUCUGACACUGAAAUUCUAAUCCAGACUGCUUUAGACACAAGAUAUAAUUGUUUGAGCAUGAGGAACUGAAACUAAAACUUUGUAGGGGCUUUUUCGUUUGUUUUUGUUUGAUUCUGUUUGGUUUUAAGAACUGAAAUUUCUUUGGCUCUCUAAGUGGUUUCUGUAUUUAACGUACUUCCUGAAAUCCUAGUUUUUGAGGCUUCAUGUGCUGUGAUACUCAUCACUAAACAAUACUGGACAUAAAGCCUGUAUAAUUUUUA
Molecule: messenger RNA, 2596 nt
Organism: Oreochromis aureus
Lineage: Eukaryota; Metazoa; Chordata; Actinopteri; Cichliformes; Cichlidae
Product: high affinity immunoglobulin gamma Fc receptor IB-like
Exons: 5
Coding region: 81-860 (259 amino acids)
Biological process (GO): cell surface receptor signaling pathway
Molecular function (GO): transmembrane signaling receptor activity
Source: RefSeq, a predicted model, not a curated record